Rubroshorea leprosula is the source of this 1062-nucleotide messenger RNA. NCBI's taxonomy places the organism in Eukaryota, Viridiplantae, Streptophyta, Magnoliopsida, Malvales, Dipterocarpaceae. The record is from the annotation of a GenBank genome assembly.
AAUUUAACAUCUUUCAAUAAAGAAACUAAAAGGCUGAAGGAGAAUGGCAAUAAAAACAAACAAGUACAGUCAACAAGAACUGAUGGACAAUACAAGGGAAUAUGUUUGUGUUGAUGAUGACAAAAGUCUGAAAGGUCAAGGAUGGCGUUUCAAUUGGCGUCAUGAACCAUUUGGGAGAGAGCUGGAUGAAUACAAGAGAUUAGAGGACACUCUAAAGCCUGUUAACAUCCAUGACACCAAGCCAAAUAACUUUAAUUGGAUACACUGCCCAUCAAGAUACUCAGCAAAAUCAGCCUACCAAAUUCUUGAAAACCCCACCACUUGUCUUCAAGGCAGUAUUUGCAGCUUGAUUUGGAACCCGUUGGUGCCCUCUAAAGUUAGCUUCAUGAUUUGGCGCCUCUUCCUAAACCGCCUUCCAACUAAAGACAACCUGUUUCUUCGAGGAGUAAAUUUAACAAACAAUCCAAACUGCAUGUUCUGCGGUGAUCAUCCAGAGGACGCAAAUCACAUCUUUGCCAAAUGCAGACAAUCUCAAAAACUAUGGAGCAAAAUAUGUCACUGGUGGGGUUUCCUUUUUGUGCCCCCGGAUAAUGCCUUUGCCAUGCUCCACCAGCUUAGUUCGCUGCAGGUCCCCAAGAAAGCAAGGAGCUGGAACCUCACAAUCUCAACGGCUGCUUGGUCCAUUUGGGAGGAUUUCAACCAAUUAGUAUGUUCGAUCAAAAAGGCAAUAGCUGCUGGGCGUGCAGUUCGGAUGGGUCCUACAACUUUCCCUUUUGACCCCUUGGGUACAGAGACCCUUGGGUUCCCCCACCCGCCCCCCUCCAAUUGGGCCUCAUUCAUCUGGCUUUGCAGUCCAAUGUCCGGCCUGCUUGUCCAGGGCACCUCGGCAACCGCUGCACCUCAAGCUUCGCCAGCCAUCGUCCCUUCAUUGUCUCUGAUACGCAGAAAAACUAAUGGAUAGAAGUUUUAGAAGUUACACAUGUUCAUUUGACUUAUUAGUUACUGUUGAUUUGUGUCAGUUUAGUAACAGGUGAUAUAUGUUAAUAUAAAAGUGUUUGUAUU